AUCACUCAGUUUAUUAAUAUUGUUUAGUAUUUUAUAUCGAAAUCUUAAAAUGCUCCGGAAAUGCUGCUAUUGCAUUGGGUUGCGCAAGGCCUGCAUAGUGAUUUCCAUUUUAGACUUCAUCUUUAAUCUCGCGAUACUCAAUAUUAAACAGGUGUUCACACAUCACAUCGAGCAUGCGGUGGCCAUUUGUCAUUGCAUCGGAUGCUUCUUCCUGCUGGGCGGAGCUUUGAUCAAAGCGACAGUCUUACUGAUAUUCUUCCUCAUCACAAGCCUGAUCAACUGCGUUAUCCUGGCCAGUUACAGCAUCUUCCUGCUGGCGAAUGAGUCCAAACAGCGAGUGACCGUCGUUCCAGUCUGUUCCGUGUAUAUAUGCGUGGAGAUUUACUUCUGGAUCGUCGUCUACUCGUAUUUUACUCAAGUGAGGACACCUGUUGAUGUCGACGAAGUCUGAGCGCCCAAUUCAUUUAAUUCGAUUCGAAUGUGGCCUUGGACACUGGUUUUCCAAAGAUUAGAACAAUGGCAUUUGAAUUAAUUGUAGGGCUAAUCAAAAUCCUUUUCAAUUAGCUCAAAUACUAAUGUGCUAGUCUUUGGUACAUCUCUUUGCAACCUAUGGUAAAUUCUCAAAAAUCGAAUAUAAAAAAUUUCAUGAAGUAAUUACAAAA
Molecule: messenger RNA, 662 nt
Organism: Drosophila serrata
Lineage: Eukaryota; Metazoa; Arthropoda; Insecta; Diptera; Drosophilidae
Source: RefSeq, a predicted model, not a curated record